Molecule: messenger RNA, 5952 nt
Organism: Schistosoma bovis
Lineage: Eukaryota; Metazoa; Platyhelminthes; Trematoda; Strigeidida; Schistosomatidae
Source: the annotation of a GenBank genome assembly
AUUAACGAUGAACUAGUCAAACGUUGAGCAUGUACUUUUGUCACCACCAUAUGUUUAGUGGAUUUCUAUGGGUUGUCUUGGGCGAACAUUAGAAUGUGGUUUUGGAGCGUAUCCAUGCUUCUUGUGUUGUGUAAAAAAUUCUAGAGAAUCGACCACAACACGACUUACUUACACACUUAUUCUUGUGUUUAUUACAUUUAUAUCAAUUGCAUCUCAUGAGGGUGGAGUUUUAAGUUCGCUGUAUCUCAGACAUAGAGAAAAUUUUGAGCGGUUUUGCUCUCAGAUUGGAGCCGGUGAAGGAUGUUACAGAAUUAUAGGAUAUAUUGGGGUUUAUCGUAUAUGUCUUUCUCUCUUCACUUUUCAUAUCUUGAUGACAUUUCUUACCAUCGCAGUCUCUUCCAGUCAGACGUUCAGGGGAAAAAUUCAUAAUGGGUACUGGUUGUGGAAAUUAUUCUUUAUUGUCAGUGUGUGGAUAACUGCUUACUUUUUCCCACACUUGGAAACUCUCACCAGAGUGUGGAUGAUUAUGGGAAUCGUUGGUGGGAUUUUAUUUGUCUAUGUACAACACAUAACGCUUAUCGACUUUGCUUAUGAAAUAAAUGGAAAUUGGCAUAAUAAAUCGAAAACUUCAAUUUUUUAUACAUUAGCUAUAUAUAUUGCUACCUUGUCACUGUAUGCUGUAGCUAUUUGUGCUUAUACUGCCUUUGUACUCUUCUACGGUUUACCUCGUCAAUGUACAUUAAAUCUAACUGUCACUGGUAUUAACGCAGGUCUUACAUUACUAUUUGCUAUAUGCUCUGCAUUUUCUACCAUAUUAAGAAAAGGUCAAAUGUGGUUACCAGGUGCAAUCACAUCUGCAUUUGUCGCUUUUCUAACAUGGUCAGCUUUAGGCAGUCAACCAAGAAUUUUAUCGUCGAAUUUUCCGUGGCAAAAACAAACAGUGAAAAAGAUGAACGAUGUACAACAGCAAGAGCGAAAUUUUACUAUUCAUCCGCUAGUUGUUGUUGCAGAUCAGUUGAAUCGUUUAUUAUCUGAUCAAUUCACUCAAACCACUAAUCAAGUCAAAACAUCACCAACAUUGACAUCUGAAUCGAAACCAAAUAUUACUGACUCAAUUGUUUUAAUUAAUGAAUGCCUACCUGGUGGUGUGAAUAAAAUCAGUGAACACUUAGGCAAAGAUAUUGUUACAUUGUUAGGAAUAACAGUUGUGAUCAGUGGAUUUGUAUAUUCAAGUUUCCGUGCAUCUAUGCAAGCAAGACGUUUAGGUAUUCGAACACGAAGAGAGCGUUUGAAAGCGGUCCUACCACCUAUUCACGAAAAUAACCAAUUUAAUGAAUCUCCUUUACAAUCUUCCAAUAAUAACAAACCUAACCAGUCUUCCAAUCCAGUUGUAACCAAUGACUUGAAUAAAUCUCCAAUACGUUUUAUGAAUUAUAAAGAUGUAAAACGACAAGAGCAUGCAUUAAAUCUACUUGCUGACGCUGUGGCUGAUUUACCUAAUCCAAAGGUUUUCCGUAGACCUUCAGCACGUCAACCUCGAUUAAAUUUACAAACUCUUAAUACAUCAGAUGUAAUAUCUCAGAACAUAGGGAAUAAUGUAGGCAAUUGCGGUGUAAAAAAUACAAAGAAUAAAUUAUCCUCAUCUCAUAAUAAUGAUGUCACUGACAACAAUCACAAUGUUACUACUACUGCUACUCCUACUACAACUACUGGUAAAUCUACUUUACGCUUAUCAUCCUCUGAACCGGAUUUGACAAUUACUAUGAGAAAUUAUUCACGUCAACGUGGUGAUAUACGUGAUUUAGAUUGGUCAAUAAUUAAUAAUGAUGGUAAUAAAAAUAAUAAAUCAUCAAAGCACAAAACUGAUAAACGAUCCCGUGAACAUUCAUUAACUUCAUUGAAUCAUCGAAUUGGUUAUUUACGUCAUAAAAAACUGAAACGAUCUAAAAGUCAAUUGAAAUCAACAAAUGUUUUAAAUGACAGUAAAAUUAAUGAUAUACACGGUAAUAAUAGUUUGUUAACUUUUGGCGAAGGUGAAGAUAAUGAUAAUUCAAUAUUGAAAGAAACUAAACCUUCUUCUAAACUUCAUUUUCGGAAAAAAAUUAAAAAAACAUGGCGUGGAACAUGUCGUUUAAAUUCACAUGAAAAACGAAUUGUUAAUGAUUUAUACUUAUUUAGUGCUGAUAAUCUCCCUGAAAAAGUUGGUCCGAACAUUUACUUAUCUGUUAGUCCAACAACAAAUAAUCCCAUACCAAUGUUAGCUAAUGUUAUUAGACGAUCACCAUUAUCUAGUAAAUACUAUCCACAACCAUUGAAUUUAUCAACAAAUCUGUCAUCUAGUCAACAGACGCAACUACAACAGCAUCCACCUCAUGAUGAUAUUGAAUGUUCUGCGUUGACAUCACCUAAUCAUUUAAGAUAUCGUCAAGCUAGAUGGGCCAGUGAAAUAGCAUUGAAUAAACGUACUAGUGGAUUAUUUAAUAUAGAACCUGGACUAGUCAAUUCACUAAGUAAGUGGCGAUUUUCAAUUUGAUGCAAGGGUUUUAGUAUGUUUAGAGUUUUUCGGAUGUCUUUUGUUUUGCAAAAGUGUUUAAAUAUAAGUUUUAUCAAAAAAAUAAAGCCGAAUUACGCUGCAUUUGAAAUCAGGUAACAAUAGACUUGUACUUUAUUCUGAUAUUUUCGUGUGAAGGGGUUCACAGCAAUGUACAUUCUGAAUUUCAUCGAAGAACAAACACAGGUUUGUUCCUCAUUUCAAACCACUCAGUAAUAUAGAACUAUUGUGGUGUAUACUACUUAUGUUGACAGAUAUAGUAGUAUGUAACACCGAUCGGUAAUUGAAUGCGUGCCAGAAGAAAAUUGAGAAGAUCCAAUUAAGUAGAACAGAAAGAGAAGUUGAAAGCAGUCGCAAUAACAACAGAGUUGAUAGACUUAUGAAGCAUGUAAAGGGCAAAUGAAGAUGUACAAAUAAUAUAUUUGAUGUAUGAUUAUCAUAUUUUACGAAAGGACUCUUUAAUUUAGGAUUAAACAAUAAGUCGGUUAUCUACACCUGAGUUCCAAUUCACUAAACUAUCUUCAUACCAUAUUUAUAGUGAAUUAUUGUGUUAAAAUCUCGGAAACUGUGAUGAGACAGCUGCUUUCAAUAGUUUUUUAGUUGAUAUCUGUAUCACUAAAACCAUGCAAGUCUUUCCAAAAGAAAGUGAUGUGUGUGGGCUGUGAUACUGCCCGGGUGCCCAAACCGAAGCAGGUGGUUUUCUUAGGGGGCCACACCCGAAGUUUUCGACCUAAAGGCCUACUCCAUAAGACAGUAGAGCGUCGUAAGGAGAUGCAGUCCCAUGGUAGCCAGUGACCAACGAUUGGUUCAUACUCCAUUCGUGGUUUCAGGAUUGUUAUGACCUUGGAUGUCUGACUUUUCGAUCACACGACUUAUCUACCAAUCCGAAUACGACUUAUACGAAUCUUCACACUAGGCCAACCAAUGACGUUCAACCGGUGUGGGCAGUUUAGCGUCCUUAUUGGUCCUAUAUCCUACGAGCCCUUCCACUUGAGUCCAGAACACAACACCAGUUUCCGAAUCAGAGCAGAUCGUUUAUUUCAGGCAUACUUGGUUUAUAUAUCAAUCACACAGACCGCAACGUACCAUAAAAUAGGAAAUAAUAUUUGUACACAAAUAAGCCCAAGAAGUGGCUGUGAAUGUGGGAGGCAGUAGCUAAUAAACUGAACAUAACUUAAGAACCGUAAAUCGUACAAUAAUAAAUUAUAGAUCAAAAUAAAGCUUAUCAUAAAAGGAAUAUAAAUAUACAUAGUGUAAUUGUUGAGUAGUUAUACAAUAAGAAUAUUUAUAGAAUAUUAGUCCAUGAAUAGUCCUCGGAAGUUACCUGUAAUUUAAUCUUCACCGGAUAUAACAAGGAUACUGGAGCCUGUGUACACCGUAGGUUUGGAUUCAGGGUUUUCCAACUCCCCAAGGUGAACUCUCCGUGUGCACCAACCCGGUUAAAGCACCGGACAUUCGCUUUUCGUCCUCUCAAUUUCGUAAACAACACCGGUGGCGUGAGAGGGCGGUGAGUAGGAAUUCCCUGGCAGAGGCUAUAUACGCGUGGCCAUGUGAGAGUAUUUCGAGAGGGAUAGCGGACCCUCCCCACUGUUGGCCGUACCAGGGAAUUCGGGGGCAUUAUUCAUAAUGUAUACUUUUAAUUCAUUGGAAAAUUUAACAUAAUUAAUUUUAAGACUGGUAAAAAGGUAUCCAGUUCCAGUGAGUGACGUAUUGUACCGAUUCAUGAUUUCCAAUGUAUAAUGAAUAGUAUUACCUUCAUACUUUGGCUACAUCAAACAUGUCCAUUUCUUAAUUGCUUUUUCAUACAUCAUUAAAUAAUCAACAAUCAAAUGCGUCAUGUUACAUAUGAAAAUCACCAAAUGUUGGGAAAAAGUUAGGGACGGCCAAACCAAAACAUGACAUCAGAUCAUCAAGUCAUUGACUGUUGAACUGAGCCGUAUAGGUAGGUCCACAUUACCUGAUUGAAUUCCCCAUGAUUGUCUUAACCAAUGAUCUAUUCCCUAGUCAGGAAUCCGAUUGUCCAUUAAGUCACGUAUGUGGUCAAUAGGACCAGUGACCUUCUAUUUUAGGAAUUACCUAACCGUUCAAUAAACUACAAUCAAGGCGUUAACACGUAUUAGUCCUCAAACCUUUUCUAACCCUGUGGCCAUUUAGAAGACACAAAUAGGAAGCAGAUUAGUUAUCAGUUGUGCUCGAUUCAUUCGUUGCUCAAAGUGCAUACAUUAAUGUAUUUAAAAUGACUGACUACACGACACACCAAACGAGGGAUUACACGUUAAGCACAAUCAUACCAUAAGUGGUAGGGGGGCGGAGCAAACAGUACAUAAUUAAUUAGCAAUAGCUCAGGUAUAUUAAAACGCUCAACAAAGGUUAAUGGGUUUACUGAAAUCUUACAUUAAGAAGCAUAUAGAAAUGAAACAAGAAUGUUGUCUACUAAUCACACAAAAAAUUAUAAAAAAAAAUAAUAAUAAUCCGAAAAAUGGUUCCGAAUGUUCCGAUUUUUCCAAUAUCCAUCGCCGUAUAACAAUAUUACAUAUGCCUAAUGUUUUCUGCAGUCACUAAUGCCGUUACUCUUUCUACUACUCUAUUAUCUCGCUGUACUGAAAGUUGUGUAGCAUCGUGAACAGAUACACGUAUGGCUGGCUAACUGAAACGUUGAGAAAUGAAAAUAGCUGUAAGAAAACGACUUUCACAUUUUAUUCGAAAAUAACAUUUUUACUGUAUACAUGUAGAUAAAAGAGUGACUGUAUAUCAUACAAUCACCUUGACCUAAAUUAUGUGUCCAACAUCCGAAGUUCAAACCAUUAGUAAUAAGUCAGUCAAAAAUCAUGUAAAUCAUUCUUCAGUGAUGUUUGGGUAUAAUCGUCCAUUAUUACAUAUUGAUUAAAGUAUAGUAACGUCAAUUGUUAAUUACGGAUCUAUCGACUGGCCGUGAUGAUUUGUUUAUUCUCGGUAGAGGUUUAUGGUGUACAGUGUUGUAUGAUGCCGAACAUGAGUGAUUAAGACAUCUUUUAUUCCAUAUCGUUUUAUUAUUCAAAUCACUAUCGAACGAAUUUAAAACACUAACUUAUACCACACUAGAAUCACGAACCGACUUAAACUAGACGAAUAUUGAAAACCUAGAAGCACUGGACAGCCGUUUCUCUAGAGUGGAGGACUCCCCAGCAGUGAGUAUCUAUGACCCCACAACCGGGAGUCGAGCCCAGAACAUUCUGUUCCCGCCCACGAACCCUUAGCCUUUAGACCACUGAGCUGUAAUCGAAUUACUGUACAAGUCUAACUUCGAUCAAUCCACUAUAUUGCUCUAUCACGUUUCUAUACUGACAAUCGACUUAAACACUUUAUUCUUAUAGAUCGUCUCACAUUUUUCAAGAUUCUUUUCAUGGACAGUUAAUUUACUA